GUGAAGGCCAGUUUAUAUCCGCGCGCCGAAUUGAUAACUGAUUUUUUUCGAAGUGUUGUGUUUAUGCACGCAUACAUAUAUGUAUGUUUGUAUACAAAAGUAAAAGAAAUCAUAAAUAUACGCAUAUCUGUGCAUGUGUAAGCCAUUGACCUAAAAGCGCAGUGCAAAAAUUCAAAACAAACAAAGGAAAGGUGAAUGAACAGUACACGCAAAAAUGCAUUUAACAGCGAUGGCUAACAUGAAGCUGUAAGCUUACAUACCAGUUAACAGGCUGUAUGCGUGGGUGAACGCACCAUUCAAUAGAAGUAAUGAACUUUGAGACUAAAAUUUCAAAUAGUUCCCCUGAAAGUCUUUUAAGUUCCUCUCCCAUUCUGUUUGCACCGAGUAAUUAAGAGAUAAUUACUUAAACACGAUUUCGAUUAAUGCUUCACAGACGGGACGACAUUAAACUAACAACUAUCAGAGGGCAAUAACACCAGUGCGCCAGUGUAAACAGCGCGAGUAAAUAUACACUGAGCAAGAACUUGACGACUUUUGUGAAUUGUUCUUGACUACAGCCAAACGGCUGAGUGGACUACGGAGCAGAAGAACGCUUAUCAGCUUCGCAUAUCAAUUAAUAAAAUUACAAAAAAUUUGCCGAUUUUUUUAGACGAAGUGAAGACGAUAAAAAUCCACGAUUGCCUUUCGAAACCGCGUAAAGAGGCUGUCAUUACCGACAAAGCGCAACUGGAUAUGCAGAUAGUAAAAAAUCAGCAACACUUACGGAUGGAGUUAAUGAGCUGUAAGUGUUUGACGACAAUCAACUAGGUGCUACAUACAAUUUUCUCUGUGUCGGCGUUUUAAAAGUGUUGCGAUAAUGGUAAAAGUUAACAAACGGCUUUUGCCGAUAAAGGCACAUUUCUUCUUCUUCAUGGCGGCAAUGGGUCCAAUUCUGCCACAACUGUCGGUUUAUGGAAAACAGUUGGGCAUUCCACCGGAUAUUAUGGGCUAUAUAACAUCGGUCCUGCCAAUUAUGUAUGUAAUAGCGAAACCGAUUGUAGGCUAUAUUGCUGACUAUUUUUCGCAUUUCCGCAAAUUUAUCUUCUCGCUGCUAAUCAUCCUGAUGACACUCGCUUAUGCCGCCUUCUAUUUCGUACCGCCAUCAGCACUGCAGGCUAUCGAUGAUGUGAAUGCUACUUGGAGUGUCAGUUUCAUAGCUUCGAAUGUGUCCAACUGCGAUUCUGAGAUAUUAAAGCUGCCCUCGGUGGCUCACCCAGCUCUCUGCUUCUUCGAUGGUGCAAAUAACACUGAUUUCCUUGCAUACUUUACGGCUACCUCAACAGCUUAUGCUCAACAGCUAAACUUAACAAGCAACGUGAUAUCCCCAGCCGAUACGCACAUGUGCUUCACCUCAUCUACUUAUAACACAACAACAGAGUUGCCAACUCCUACCAAUGUUUCAUGCCAUUUCACGCCGGACUUACAACCAGACUACAUUUAUUGCACAUCCACUUUCUGGCUGUUUGUUAUAUUUAUGUGCUUGGGAACAAUUGGCUUUAAUGUUGUCAACUCCAUUUCGGACGCAAUCUGCUUUGAUAUGCUUGGAGAGUCUGAAGAGGGCAAGUAUGGCGCGCAGCGCGUUUGGGGCACGAUAGGCUUUGGUGCUACGGCACUGCUUGCGGGGAUUGCGGUAAAUAUUUGGACUGCAGAAGCACUCAAAAGUUUUACACCAGCCCUCAUCGUUAUGCUUAUCUUCAGUGGCCUCGAUCUGCUUAGCGUUUCCAAGCUGAAGUUGCCGAAGCUCUCAUCGUCAGAGUCCAUUUUCAAAGAUGUCUGGAACUUGGUCAGCCACCCGGCCAUAGCUAUCUUUUUGGUGUUUGCUACAAUUGCCGGUAUAAUCGACUCAUUCAUUAUUUACUUUAUGUUUUGGCAUGUCGAAGAGGUGGCCGCCGAAACGGGCUAUAUGUCGCAGAUUAAAUUGAUCGAAGGCUGUGUUGUUGCUGCCGAGUGUCUUGCCGGUGAGGUGCCUUUCUUUUUCUACAGCGGCAAAAUUAUCAAGAAGCUGGGCUAUAUCCAUUGCAUGACUAUGUGUUUCUUUUUUUACGCAAUGCGCCUCGCGCUCAUCGCUUGGAUACCGAAUCCCUGGUACUUAGUUGGUGUGGAAUUGUUCUUCCAAGGAAGUACCUAUGCGCUUUGUUACACUUGUAUUGUGGCCUAUGCAUCAGCUGUGGCGCCACCUGGCACAUCGGCGACAGUACAGGGUCUAAUGGCUGGCAUGGACGACGGCUUGGGUUUCUCUAUCGGUUCGCUGGUGGGUGGUUUGGUUUUUAAACACUUCGGCGGUCGACGAAGCUUCUUCUACUUUGCAAUAUUUGCAUUUACGGCGUGUGUGCUUCACAUGUUGGUGCGUCCACGAUCGCGUAAGAAGCAAUACUUGCCCAAGAGUGGUUACCAAGUGCCUAACGAACAGGUGACUGUUGGUCCGUUGGGUUUAGCAGAGCAAAGCAAAGCGUGAUAAAGACUGUAACGGUGGAUAUUUUAUGCUACACAAUUUGUUUGUGUAAUUUAUAUUUGUAUUAUUGACAAUUUUGCAUGCAUACGUUUAAGACAGUGAAAUAGUAUACUUAUAUAUGUAAGUAUGUACAUACGCAUGUAGAUUUAUAUGUUACGAUUUUGAUACAAACAUUUCAUCAAAAGGUUUAGUUUUUUACCUAAAACGAACGAAAUACAGGGGAAUACGGAUUUUAGGCAUUUGCUUGAUUUUGUAAAACUGUACUCAAGUCAAAUAAUAGUUUAUAUGAGUGGUGGCUAAAUAUAAGUGUAAAUAACCUUUUUUGUUGAUAGGAAAAUAAGAAAUAAACGUCAAACAAGCCAAAUAUAUCCUUUCGUCUCUGUUAUUUAUGCGAAUUAUUUCUAAUUUAAAAUGCUUUACAAAACUCUACAUUUUCCUAACCCAAUUCCUAAGUAUCAUUUGCUUCAGCGACCAAAAAAUGUUUGCUUACGUUGUCAGCUCAUGGCCUUUGUGCUGUAAUGGAGUGAAUUUAGCGAUCACUCUUGUGGCGAAAUGAGGUUAGGAAGCUGAAAUCGGUACUAUGCAUAAGAUGUUCGUGCUCUAUUGACCAGGGAUGUGUCUUUUUUGAACGUCCAAAUAUCUUUAUCAGACUUUCUCUGAGACGGUUGCGUGCAAAAUAAUACGAAUCUAGCAAACCUUACCAUUUUUGUAGAUAGCCAAACAGCGAUCUAGGCACUGGCCUCAGCGCACAUCGAUUCAAGAUGUGUUAAAGAAUGCAGGAGGUCACUCUCGCUUAUCAACAACACAACACCUCACUUUGUUGGGUUCCCGGCCACUCUAGAGUGGAGCGAAAUGAAAGAGCGAAUGAGUGUGCAAGGAAAGGCUCUGAACUGGACCAACAGCGAGUGGUAGAGGACAUUAGCAUUCCUCUAAACGAACUGUACACUGCGAUUGGCUUGGGAUGAAGGUGGUCUCUGACUACUAACUGCAGGGUCUCCAAAGCGCUUUGGCCAAAACUAAAUCUUAAAUGGACAAAUGCCCGCUUGGAUUCAACAGAUCAACUAUUAGCGUCCUCACACCUGUGUGACUGACGGGUCACUGCACUAUUGGCACCUUAGCCAGAAGAAUGGGUGUACCUCGCGGGAUUUUGGGAGAUGAGGAAAAAAUUGAGUCGGUACAACAUCUCCUUUGUGAAUGUCCUGGACUUCCAAGAAGCCGUGCCGAAUAACUUGG
Messenger RNA from Anastrepha ludens (Mexican fruit fly), 3724 nucleotides. RefSeq names its product major facilitator superfamily domain-containing protein 6. The record is from RefSeq and is a predicted model, not a curated record. The coding region runs from base 857 to 2494 and encodes 545 amino acids. Gene Ontology annotation, molecular function: transmembrane transporter activity. The transcript is spliced from 6 exons. Lineage: Eukaryota; Metazoa; Arthropoda; Insecta; Diptera; Tephritidae. Gene Ontology annotation, cellular component: membrane.